Culex quinquefasciatus (southern house mosquito) is the source of this 1289-nucleotide messenger RNA. RefSeq names its product RISC-loading complex subunit tarbp2-like. The transcript is spliced from 4 exons. The record is from RefSeq and is a predicted model, not a curated record. Lineage: Eukaryota; Metazoa; Arthropoda; Insecta; Diptera; Culicidae. Bases 173 to 1126 code for a protein of 317 amino acids.
CCCAUCAUUCGACGGUUCGUCGCUGUUCGAUCGCCGUCAGGUUAGGUGUGCGUCGUGUUUGUGCAGGUGAAAAUUACCUGAUUAUCAUUGUAAAAGUGUUAGAAAGUGUUUAAAUUUUAUCAAAAGCAGCAGUGUGAUAUCUGUGUAACCGAAUUCACCAAUAAUCGCCAAGAUGAGUCUGCUUCCGGAGGAGGAUCUCAACGCGUAUAUCAUGCAGACCCGCGGCGGCGCUCCCGGAGAUAUCCUCGGGGACAAUCCGCCCCUCGGGCAGCUGAACAACGUGCAGCACAAGCGGCCCCGUGGACCGAAGAAGGGAGCGGCCACGGCUGGCAAACAGCAAGACUCGCUACCCAUUGAGGAAGCGCUCAAGACGGAACUGACCGGUUCGAACAGCAUGAAGACGCCGAUUUCGGUGCUGCAGGAACUGCUGAGUCGCCGUGGCAUUACGCCUCAGUACGACCUGAUGCAGGUCGAGGGCGCCGUCCACGAGCCGACGUUCCGCUACCGGGUUUCGUACCAGGACAAGGACGCCAUGGGAACGGGCAAGUCCAAGAAGGAGGCCAAACAUGCCGCGGCGAAAGCGCUGAUCGACAAGCUGACCGGAUGCUCCUUCGGCGACACACCGGUGGGCGGGGUGAGCGUCAAGAGCGACUCCGAAGCCGGCAGCGGUGACGACGAACCGUCCGGCAACCCGAUCGGCUGGCUCCAAGAAAUGUGCAUGGCCCGCCGCUGGCCACCACCAACGUACGAAACCGAAAUGGAGGUGGGCCUGCCCCACGAACGACAGUUCACGAUCGCGUGUGCUGUGCUCAAGUACCGCGAGGUCGGCAAGGGCAAGAGCAAGAAGAUCGCCAAACGGCAGGCGGCCCAGCGCAUGUGGCAGCGGCUGCAGGACCAACCGCUCGAACCGAACCAGAUCAUCCAGAUGCUGGACGAGGAGGGCAACGAGGAGCUGAAGGCGGCCAGCAUCUCCGGACGGUACGCCGGUCUCAAGGAUGUGCGCAUCCCGAGCCUGACGACGGGCCACGGCCAGAAGGUGUCCCAGUUCCACAAGGCUUUGAAGUCUCGCAGCGGCGAAUCUCUACGUAGAUUGCAGGUAAUUGGACAUUUGGGGGACUUUUUUUAAAAUUCUUUUGAUGAUUUCACCCUGCUCUGAGCUGUAAACUUGAUUUGUGACGAUUGUAACCCAUUUUAAUAUCACACACACAGGCAAAACCUUAUCUCGAUGAAGCUACCAAGAAGAGAGUUGAAGAAUACUUGAAAGCAUUUCCGUACCAUAAUUACAAUUA